AUGACGGCCCCCGGCCUCACCGCGGAACAACUCGCAUCCUUCCAGCAGAACGGCUACCUCAUCAUCCGCGACGCCCUCGCGCCGUCGACGGUCAAGUCCCUCCUCGACGAGACACACGCCCUCCUCACCAGCUUCUCCCUCAAGGACCACCCGCUCACGCGCUUCUCCACGGGCGAAACGACGGACCACGUCGGCGACGAGUACUUCCUCACGUCGGGCGACAAGAUCCGCUUCUUCUUCGAGGAGGACGCCUUCGACGCCGCCGGCACCCUGACCAAGCCGCCGGCCAAGGCCAUCAACAAGAUCGGCCACGGCCUGCACGCCCUCUCCCGGCCCUUUGCUCGCCUCAUCGACGACGGCCCUGCGCUCCGCCACGCCGGCGAGCUCAGCCCCGCCGACGUCGCCCGCUCCCUGGGCUACCGGGACCCCCGGUGCCUCCAGAGCAUGGUCAUCUGCAAGCAGCCCGAGAUUGGGGCUGCCGUGCCGCCGCACCAGGACUCGACCUUUCUGUACACGGACCCCCCCAGCGCCACGGGCUUCUGGUACGCGCUCGAGGACGCGACCCUGGAGAACGGCUGCCUGAGCUUCCUGCCCGGGUCGCAGCGCUGGGCGCCCGUCGGGAAGAGACUGGUGCGGAAGGCGGGCGGCGUCGGCACCGAGAUGGUCGACAACGAGGGGACGAGGUUUCCCGACGGGGGCGAGCACGGCCGGGAGCCGUCGGCCGGCGCGGAGGCGGGGGAGUAUGUGCCCGGCGAGGUCAGGGCCGGCGACUUGGUCUUGAUUCACGGCAACUUGUUGCACAAGAGUGAGAGGAAUACCAGCUUGAAGGGGAGGAUCAUUUAUACGUUUCACAUCAUCGAGGCCGAGGGGACCGAGUACGAUGAGAGAAACUGGCUGCAGCCGCCAGAGGCGGGCUUUACGAAAUUGUAUUCAUAG
Molecule: messenger RNA, 936 nt
Organism: Metarhizium brunneum ARSEF 3297
Lineage: Eukaryota; Fungi; Ascomycota; Sordariomycetes; Hypocreales; Clavicipitaceae
Gene: PHYHD1
Product: Phytanoyl-CoA dioxygenase domain-containing protein 1
Source: RefSeq, a predicted model, not a curated record